Brettanomyces nanus is the source of this 264-nucleotide messenger RNA. It is a transcript of the gene RPS21B, whose product is annotated as ribosomal 40S subunit protein S21B. NCBI's taxonomy places the organism in Eukaryota, Fungi, Ascomycota, Pichiomycetes, Pichiales, Pichiaceae. Gene Ontology annotation, molecular function: structural constituent of ribosome. The record is from RefSeq and is a predicted model, not a curated record. Gene Ontology annotation, biological process: endonucleolytic cleavage in ITS1 to separate SSU-rRNA from 5.8S rRNA and LSU-rRNA from tricistronic rRNA transcript (SSU-rRNA, 5.8S rRNA, LSU-rRNA); endonucleolytic cleavage to generate mature 3'-end of SSU-rRNA from (SSU-rRNA, 5.8S rRNA, LSU-rRNA); translation. The transcript is spliced from 2 exons. Bases 1 to 264 code for a protein of 87 amino acids. Gene Ontology annotation, cellular component: ribosome; cytosolic small ribosomal subunit.
AUGGAAAACGAUAAGGGCGAACUCGUCGAGCUUUACAUUCCAAGAAAGUGUUCUGCAACUAACAGAAUCAUCAAGUCUGAUGACCAUGCAUCUGUGCAGAUCAAUGUUGCCAACGUUGACGAGAAUGGAAGGGCCAUUCCAAAUUCUUACAUUACCUAUGCUCUCUGUGGUUACGUCAGAGUUAGAGGUGAGGCCGAUGAUUCUUUGAACAGAUUGGCUCAACAGGAUGAGAUUGUUCAUAAUGUUUGGACUUAUUCCCGUUAA